UGCCUCUCAUACAGCAAGAUGUUCUCCAACGUGAAGGAAGCCAUCAUGCAGAGGGAAAGUUGUAGUUCCAAUCUCAUUCUCGUUUUUUCGCAUCAUGGAGUUUUCCAUGUCUUCUGAAUGGCAUAGUUUUCAAUUGCCAAAUUAUCUCGAGUAUCGCUCGCGUCUACAUUAUUCACGUAUUCUUUGGGUAACUCAUGAAGCAUCAGUACUUGGUUACUUCUUAUUUUAUCAAUUCUUCAAAUUUUACAUUCAAGUGAAACAUCAAACGAAUUCAAUAGCAUUCGACUUCAAUUGCGGGAAUACCACCCACCGUCAUGUCCUUACGGCUCCGGGCGGGAACUAUUCGUCAAAAGCUAAAAUCAGCGAGAUCGAGGCUCUCUCUUGACUUUGAAAGCAUUACUCACCCCAGUCGUCCCCCUUCAUCGAGGGAUUCAAAAUUGAGCGAUGGAGCACUUGACAGCGUUACAGGCACCGCGGAGGGGAGUGGAACUAAUUCGGUUUCUCAUGAAGAAAUUACUCAUGCUACUAGUGAUGAUAGUAUCGACCAAGAUCAUCAUAGCGGUGUUGACGGUCAUACCAGUCGUAAUGGUCAAGUUUCUAGGCCGGUGAUAGACGGAGACAUCGAUUCUAAAACCAAUGGCGAAUCCGUAGAGAUCGAGAACCAAAAGACCAAGACUUCCAAGUCUAAGCCUCCCAAGACCAAAAACCGAAAGGAUAAAACCCCAAAGCUCUCUCGUACAAUAGCUAAUGUUGAGGCCAAACGUCCAGAUGAAGCGAAUACUGAGGAUCGGAGUAGUUCAGUCAACUAUCUUAACGAUGUUUCCAUUGAAAGCCCAGCCCUAAACCCCAAUGAGCAAUACCCCGAGAACGAGGAACACGAAAGUAGAAUUGACGAGGUUGAAAAGCCAGCUUCAACUGCAACACCUGCGAGCGACGCUGUCGGUCAUAAAAGCAUAUUCAGGGCGUGGCCAGACGAGGAACUCCAGCUUCAACGUCAAGUAAUCGAAAAGUAUGAAGCGGGGGAAAAACUUUGGACUAAGGAAGACCUAGUGGCCAUCGAAAGACAAAUCACGGAAGAAAACCCCGUCAAGAUACCUGCCUUCGUCGGAGAUAGCGAAGUAUAUGAGAAGCAAAAAGGGGUAACAUACAGAGUAGAAUUUUAUGGAUAUCAGGCCCUCGCUUUUCCGCCUCCUUCUCGACCCAAUGGAAUGCCAUACUGUACCAUGUCCCUCAGAGCGCUACCCUUCGAUUAUUCGCUAUCCAGAGUGCUGGCACUUGAGAUGGAGAUAUUUCAUAAAUGCAUGGCCAUUUGGCUAGUUAGUCCAAUCGGGGAACUCUUAUAUUCGUUGUUCAUGAAGGUCCCCCUGCCGCCGCAUAUCAACAAAAUUGUUUGUUUUGACUUGGGAAGCAUCACAGCCAAGCCGGCAGAAGAAUAUCCAGCGAUGCGACAGGCGAUAUACAAGCACUCGGCGGUAUUGACAAUAGUCGAAUGCCUGCACAAGCGAUUUGGGACCAUGAUCCAACUCUUUGCACAGGAUACGACCUACUGCGACCACUGCACGAAAGUCUUGUUUCAGAAGGGAUUUUCUGUCAUCGGCUUACACGGCGCUAGUGGCUUUACGGUGAUCGACGAAAACACCUUGGUGUUCGCCCCCGGUCCGACCUUCUGUGUCAAGGAGGUCAUCGCUGAUAUCGCGAAGCCAGCCGCCAUGUUCUGGAAUACGGUCUUGAGCCCCGAGGAGACGGAGAGGGAGACAAGGUCUAAGAGGCCUUUGGAUCUUGAAGAUAGAUUGGCUACAUAUUAUCAUCGCGAAAAGGCAGACCCCGAUACCCCUCGCGUGCGCGAGUUCGUUAAGCAGUACGAUUGUCACCAAUUCCCAUGGAACAACUUAUUCGGACCAGUUUCUUUGUAUACGCGCUCUGGCGUGAGCGUAUCUCACGAUUCAGGCGAUGAGUCAUAGAGGAUUGCCCCUAUUUGGAGGAAGAGUACGCCAGGCAGGGAUUGAUAGUAUUGAAAUAUUCUCCCGGAUGCAAAUGAUGGGUUGUAGAUAAAAGUUUCGUCUUUCUGUUUUGUUCUUGCAUUGAUAGGGUCCGGAAUUUUAGCCAUUGCAUCAUAGGUCACACAAAAUGGCCUCGGAGAACGGUGUUUCUCCCGGAGUUUUAGUUGUACGGUCGUUAAAGCGUGGGGGGUUGGGGUUAUACAAAACGC
Hypoxylon trugodes is the source of this 2209-nucleotide messenger RNA. RefSeq lists its product as uncharacterized. NCBI's taxonomy places the organism in Eukaryota, Fungi, Ascomycota, Sordariomycetes, Xylariales, Hypoxylaceae. The coding region runs from base 315 to 1961 and encodes 548 amino acids. The transcript is spliced from 3 exons. The record is from RefSeq and is a predicted model, not a curated record.